Molecule: messenger RNA, 1300 nt
Organism: Vollenhovia emeryi
Lineage: Eukaryota; Metazoa; Arthropoda; Insecta; Hymenoptera; Formicidae
Gene: mRpL39
Product: 39S ribosomal protein L39, mitochondrial
Exons: 3
Coding region: 225-1229 (334 amino acids)
Biological process (GO): threonyl-tRNA aminoacylation
Cellular component (GO): mitochondrion
Molecular function (GO): threonine-tRNA ligase activity; nucleotide binding
Source: RefSeq, a predicted model, not a curated record
UAGGUAGUCACAUGUCCGUGGCUUUUGUACCCGCCGGAGGUGCGGACGCACGUUUUGUUGUCUGGCAAUUAUAAUCUCUAGAAGUUGGGACUUCAAUUGAAGAACACGCUGCGGUCACUGUCGCGCGCGUCAACGGGAUCGUUUAAAUGGUUUCCAAAUAAGCGAACGCGCACGUCAGGCUGCCCGAGGUCCACGCGAGUCCAACCUGCGGUCCUAACCUCAACAUGUUCCACGGGUGCAAGAGAUUCUGUGCAAGUGGCCUGAGGCUACCUGCACAGGUGGCCUUUACAAGGUACGCCGGUACGCUGUCCAAGGCGGAGGCGAGGAAGCUGAGGAGCCAGCUCUUCGACCAGGAGAAGCGACGGCAACGAUCGGAGCUGGGCAGGAUCGGGAAGAUAGAGGUGAAGUACAGGUCGCUGGAGGACGAGGUUGUGAUGGCGAUGAAUCGGGGCAUCUCUACGCCGUACGACUGCGCCAGACACAUCUCCGAGGGCGUCGCCAAGAUGUCCGCCCUCGCGAUGGUGAACGGCCAGGCCUGGGACAUGCACAGGCCGUUGACGGACGACUGCGAGCUGCGGAUGGUGACUAUGCAGAGCCCGUCGAUACGCGCGGUCAACCCCGCCUUCUGGCGGACUUGCUCGUUGAUCCUGGGCGCCGUGGCGGACAGCGCGUUCAAGGACGACGUAAGCGUGCACUUGCACAGCUUCCCCGUACCGAUGAUCCACUCCGGCAGCUUCAUCUACGACGUGUUCGUCGAUCGUCCGGACUGGCGGCCGACCGACUCCGAAUUGCGCGCCAUGUCCGCGCUGUUUGUCAAACUGUCGAAUCGCGAGCUGCUCCUGGAAAGAUUGACGGUGCCGUGCAGCGUUGCGCUGGACAUGUUUCAGGACAAUCCUUUCAAAUCUCAGCAGAUACCCAAUAUCGCCAAGAACAGCGACAAUGAUAGGAUAACGUUGUAUCGUCUGGGAGACCAUGUGGAUAUCAGCAAAGGCCCCAUGGUGGGUAACAGCGGCUUGGUAGGACGCGUCACUGUGUCGGCAGUGCAUAGACUCACGGGCGAACACGUGGAUGGUCUGUAUCGUUUCCAGGGCAUCGCCCUGCCUAAAGGUAUUUUGCUUAAUCAUUUCGCCUACGGUAUCCUGGAGAAACGCGCCAAGAAAUUGAACACUGCCAUGUGGCAGCCUCUAGUGGAGGACGAAGCGGUCAGUGUAACGGCGUCCGCGAAUUAAAGACACUCAGAUUGCUAUUUAAAAAAAGUACUCGUGUAAAUAAAUGCAUCUUUCAGUCGUGUGAUUUUAAA